This is a messenger RNA of Lytechinus variegatus (green sea urchin), 2706 nucleotides long. RefSeq lists its product as uncharacterized. Bases 391 to 1995 code for a protein of 534 amino acids. The transcript has 2 exons. The record is from RefSeq and is a predicted model, not a curated record. NCBI's taxonomy places the organism in Eukaryota, Metazoa, Echinodermata, Echinoidea, Temnopleuroida, Toxopneustidae.
GCCAUUGAUCUUUUAUGCAGCAGUCUUGUUGUCUUGAACAGUGACUAAUAACUUGUCUGUUUCUGAUAACCGUGUGUUAGCAAUAUCAGUUCAGUCGUGUUAUCAUAUCAUUUGAUCAUUGAAUAGCAAUACUAUCCAACGCUUUGACGUAAUACUGGUGGAUUAAUGUUGGAUAACAGUGGUCAUACUAGGUGUACGUUUGUUGGACGUAAUCGUGAGCAAGAAGUUUCAUGAGAACCUUCGAAACAGAAUCAGAUUCAGAGACUGAAAACAGGUGGUGUUCUCGGAAGUUAAUUGCACAACCCAUCUCAAGCAUAAAGGAAAUUCAGCAUAGGCAUAUCCUGGAUAAUUGCUUCAAUAAGUGGUAUUUUAAUUCAAUGCAGUUCAAUCAUGGAUCCGGAUAAACCACGGCUGGUGGACAUAGCGAAAGGGACGGCUAAGGUCGGCGGAUCAGGACUGCCCUCACCGAGUACGUCUUACCCUUACCCGCCGAACGACCCCGGGGCCCAACCCAUUCAAUACCCCCAAGCGUCGGCUCCUCGAGAGGACCAGUGGGAUGGUUACCAAAACAUGCAUCAGUCGCAACUACAGCAAGAACACGAACAACAUCAACCUACAGUAGCACUUCCCCCUCAACCUGAACAGAAGAUGCAACCACACCCACAGCAAACUCCACCACAGGCAGCAACAUCUUUCCCGCCUUCAAUGCCCCAGCAUCAGGCGCAGGCUCCACAACAAAAUUCAAGUCCCGACCCAACGUCGGAGUCUGACCAGAGUUUGAUGUCAAAGCGACCCCCGAUUAAAGUCGAGGAAAAGUCCCUCCUCGAAGCUUACAUCCUGUGCCUCCCCCUUGGCUUUCUUGGACUGCACCACUUUUACUUGGGACGAAUCGGCAUCGGGUUCCUCUACUUCUUCACUUUCGGGGUGUUUGGAAUCGGGUGGAUCAUUGACUGGUUCAGGUUGCCAUGGCUCGUCAAGAAAACCAAUGAGAAGAGGAAAGCUGAUGCGGAGCGUGGCUACAUCCUCUAUGGAGGACCGUUUGAUGAAUUGUAUGAGAGGAGUCUGUGCUCCGCCUACAUGUUCUGGCUACCCCCUGUUGGUAUUUUUGGCGGACAUCACUACUAUCUUGGUCGUUUUGGUUAUGGUGUCGUCUACAGUCUGACCAUGGGUCUCUUCGGCGUUGGUUGGCUCUUCGAUCUCUUUCGUAUUUGGAUCCUCACCAGGAGAGCCAAUCAGGAUAUCCGCACUUUGCGCUCAGGACGUCCUCUGUCGUCGAACCCAAGCGAACGGAUGCACCUUGAUGAUGCCUACUCCCUUGCGUUCCCGUUGGGAUUCCUUGGACUGCAUCACUUCUAUAUGCGUCGUUGGAUGUUCGGCGUCAUUUAUUUCUUGACUUUGGGUUGUAUGGGUGUCGGUUUCUUGGUAGAUUUGUGUAGGAUGCCGUACUUGUUUUACAGGAACAAGGAGGAACUGAAGAACAAUCAUAAGAAGUUCCACGUGGAUGAUGCAUAUCUGAUGUGGUUUCCUCUAGGGAUCCUGGGAAUGCACCACUUCUAUCUUCACCGUUGGGGAUGGGGCUUUGCCUACUUCUUCACCUUUGGUUUAUUAGGCAUUGGUUGGCUUAUUGAUAUAUGCAGGAUCCCGCGUCUUGUCAGGUUCGCCAAUGAACGCCGAAGCAGGGAGAGUCUGCUUGGAAACCAGUACAAUACAAACGGCUCUCCGACAUGUCACUGUGAGGGCGCCGUCCACCCUGAUCAUGGCUCAGGACAGACGACAUCAUACCAGUCCAUCCCGGAGGCACCCGGACAAGGUACCAUGUUAGUGUAUGCAUUCCCGCUCGAUCAGUACGGACACCCCAUCUGGUCAGAAAGGUCAAUCUGGACACAGGACACAAGCGGUAGAACCGACCCUAGUUCAACGACUCCGACGCAUUGGCAACCAGGGGUGAACAGUCCAGGACCAGCCGAACCGGCCACCACCCUACACACCAAGUAAUAGUGCAACAAGCUAGUAUUGCAUAAAACAUGUUUCUUCAUACUAGACAGAAACCGACUUGACACUCUUGACAACACUUGAUGAAACUUGAGUUAAUGUCUCCUCAGGAACAUAUAAAGACAUUGAAACGAAAUAGAGACGAAAGACGGAUAACAGAACAAGCCAAUGUUUGUGAUAGCCAGGUGGUCGUAGGUAAGAACUAGUCUGCAGGCACAGACCCUGAUUGAAACUUUGAUCAAGUGUGUCUCCACGCAAAGACUAGCGCAUACAGAACUUGCUGUGGGUCUUCUGUACACAAGGCAUGAGUAGGCUACAAUUCAGACCCUUUACUCGAGUGAAGGAUUUGCAUUGCAGACUAGGUAAGAACUACGGUGUGUUGUAGUUUCGACCAGCGAGAAAGAGAGAGAUGGUGAGAGGAAGAGAAGGGGGUAAAAUAGUGAAAUAAAACACAGGAAUGUGAGAGAUUGAAAGACAGAUGUUGGGAGCAAGAAAAGGGGUAAAGAGAGGCAAAGAAAGAGAUGGGAUGAAACUGAAAAGAAAAGGAGUUAGAGGGGUAUUGUAGAAAUGUCAUUAAGGUAAUAUUACCCGGAAUUUGAUAAUCAUGUUUUGCAAAACUUCUCUGUUCUAUUACUUCUAUAACAUAACUUUACGCUGUAGAUUGUAAAUAACAUUGUGUACUUUCAUAAGAUUUGUCAAUAUUUACUUAUAUAU